Messenger RNA from Volvox carteri f. nagariensis, 471 nucleotides. RefSeq lists its product as uncharacterized. The record is from RefSeq and is a predicted model, not a curated record. NCBI's taxonomy places the organism in Eukaryota, Viridiplantae, Chlorophyta, Chlorophyceae, Chlamydomonadales, Volvocaceae. The coding region runs from base 1 to 471 and encodes 156 amino acids. The transcript is spliced from 5 exons.
AUGCUUCUGGUAUUUGCGGGGUUCCAGGUGUUAGGUGUUGUGGACAUCGCUCUUUGCGAGGAGGCCCGGCAGAACCUCCCCGAUAACCCGGAAGUACAGGCCUUCACGCAGUGCGCUAGGGGGAGCAGAAACUUGAGCGCCAGCUGCUGCCGUAAGCUGCUUCCCUUCGUCAGGUACUACGACUGCCUGGACGAACCAAUCUACAGGGCGGCGGCUGAGGGUUACCUCCGCGGUGUGACCACAGUGCAGACCAUUUUGGACCAAACAGGGGCCAUACACCCCACCAAUCGACAUGGCCGGACGUCGUGUGAAUCAGCAGAGUCGUUCAUUGACGUUGGCGAAGGAGAGGUUAACAGUAUCUCUAGCCAGCACGUAGGAAAUUACUUUGGAGGGUGGCGGGAACAUGCUGAACAUGGGAACAUGCGGGAACAUGCUGAACAUGUGCUCUGGGCGGCCGCGGUCUGGCUAUGA